UCGAUCUCAUGAUCAUUUGGACAGAAAAUCUGUAUCAAUUUAAAUCUUUACCGUAUAAGGGCCCGUAUUUGAAUGGUUACAUAUACCAAUAUUCGUAAUUUUCUAAUGAAAAAAUGGCAAGAUCAAAUAAAAAAUAACCCUAGCAAAAGCUAGCCGCCCCUGUGCUCUGAUUGUGAUUAUUGAGGACAAACUUUGAGGUUGUCCUUUGAUGACAUUGAAAGCUCUCCACCACUUGAAGCGCCACUGCAGCUUCCUCUCCACCACCACCACCACCACCAUUGGACCACCAACAACAGAAUCCCAGAUCCUUCAACACUGCAGAGAUGCCUCACUCUCCAAAGCCCUCACUCUCCUCAACAAAACCCACAACAUCUCCUCUUCCCAUAAAUCUAUCAUCUAUGCCUCUCUCCUCCAAACCUCCACUAAGACCCACUCCUUCCUCCACGGCACCGUCCUCCACUGCCACGUCAUCAAGUCCGGCCUCGACACCGACCGCUUCGUCGGCAACAGCCUCCUCGCCCUCUACUUCAAGCUCGCCCCACUCUUCUACCAAGCCCGCCGGAUCUUCGACGGGCUUCUCUUCAAGGAUGUCAUUUCAUGGACUUCCAUAAUCUCAGGCUAUAUUCAUGUGGGUGAUCCCAAAAACUCACUUAUGUUGUUCUCUCAGAUGGUGGGCCUUGAAGGCCUUCAGCCUAAUGCCUUCACACUUUCUUCUGUUAUCAAGGCCUGCUCUGAACUUGGGUUCUUGAGGCUCGGAAGGUGCUUCCAUGGGGUUGUUGUGAGCCGUGGGUUCGACUCAAAUCGAGUGGUUUCUAGUGCGUUGAUUGAUAUGUAUGGGAGGAAUUUUGGUGUGGAGGAUGCACGCAAGAUGUUUGAUGAAUUGCUUGAACCGGAUACUGUGUGCUGGACAUCAGUUAUUUCAGCGCUUACAAGGAGUGAUAGGUUUAAGGAGGCUGUGGAGUUGUUCUAUAGGAUUCAUAGAGGUUGCGGGUUGGCGCCGGAUGGUUUUACCUUCGGGACAUUGUUGGCUGCUUGUGGUAACUUGGGGUGGCUGAGACAGGGGAGAGAGGUGCAUGCUAAGGUUGUUACUUCUGGGAUAUGUGGGAAUGUGGUUGUUGAGAGUAGUCUUUUGGAUAUGUAUGGUAAGUGCGGUUCGGUUGGCCAGUCUAGGAUUGUUUUUGAUAGGAUGAGCAAUAAGAAUUCGGUGUCAUGGACUGCUAUGCUCGGCACGUAUUGUCAUAAUCAAGAGUAUGAGACUGUGCUCAAUCUUGUUAGGGAGAGUGGGAUUGUGGAUAUUUACAGCUUCGGGACUAUUCUUCGCGCGUGUUCGGGACUGGCUGCUGCGAGACAGGGAAAAGAGGUUCAUUGUAUGUAUGUGAGGAAGGGUGGUUGGAGAGACAUUAUAGUGGAGUCAGCCUUGGUUGAUCUAUAUGCAAAAUGUGGGUGCGUUGAUUUUGCGUAUAGGUUGUUCUUGAGUAUGCAAGUUCGAAAUCUGAUAACAUGGAACUCAAUGAUUGGCGGGUUUGCACAGAAUGGAAAAGGGAUGGUAGCAUUGGCCUUGUUUGAGGAUAUGAUCAAAGGAGGGAUGCAGCCUGAUUAUAUCACUUUUAUUAAUGUUCUCUUUGCUUGCAGUCAUACUGGUUUGGUUAACGAAGGGAGAGAAUAUUUUACUUUAAUGACAAAGAAAUAUGAGAUUCAGCCUGGAGUUGAGCAUUACAAUUGCAUGAUUGAUCUUCUAGGUCGUGCCGAACUGAUAGAGGAGGCUGAGACUUUGUUGGAAAAUUCGGAUUGUAGAGAUGAUCAGUCACUUUGGGCAGUGCUUCUUGGAGCUUGCACUAGGUGCUCAGACUAUAUCACUGCAGAACGCAUCGCCAAAAAGAUGAUUGAGCUGCAACCAGGGUUCCAUUUAAGUUAUGUUCUGCUUGGUAACAUUUAUAGAACAGUUGGUAGGUGGAAUGAUGCUCUAGCAAUCAGGAAGUUAAUGGAGGAUAGAGGGGUUAGGAAGAUGCCUGGCAAGAGCUGGAUUGAAAGCGAGGAUCAAAAGGGAUCUCAUUUUGAUCUGGCUAACAUGAGCAUUGCUGGGAAAAGCAGUACUUAUAGCAUGGAAGGAUGGAUCAAUUAACAUCAUGAACUUUUUUAAUCUCAGUUCAAUGAAAGUUGAUGAGCUAGGACUUACCCUUUUGGUGGUUUUGAGCUAACGAGAUUGUAGCACCAGCUUCGUAUGGAUGGCAUAUGGAAUUUCAAAAGAUCCUCUGAUGACAAUGGUUUGUCUCCAACUUUAACGGCUGUAUAACAAUUAACAAACGGGUCGCACUAUGGAAACAAUUGUCAGCAUGGCAAUUGCUGGUGCAAUCGUUGGAGCAGCGGUAGGUGGUUGGAUGAAUGAUGCCUUUGGACGAAAGAAGGCCACCCUCUUUGCUGACAUUAUAUUUACUCUUGGAGCCAUUCUCAUGGCCGCUGCACCUGAUCCUUAUGUGCUCAUACUCGGGCGUCUUCUCGUUGGCUUGGGUGUUGGUGUUGCUUCUGUUACUGGUCCUGUCUACAUUGCAGAAGCAUCACCGUCUGAAAUAAAAGGAUCUUUGGUAAGCACAAAUGUGCUCAUGAUCUCUGGUGGAGAGCUUUCAAUGUCAUCAAAGGACAACCUCAAAGUUUGUCCUCAUUCAUCACAAUCAGAGCACAGGGACUGCUAGCCCUUGUCUAGGGUUAUUCUUAUUUGAUUUUGCCAUUUUUCAUUAGAAAAUUACGAAUAUUGGUAUAUUUAGUAGUAGAGUUAUUCUUCGCAUACAAGCGAUUAAAGCUUGUAAACCUUACAAGUUCAAUUAAAACUAACUUAAAACGCGUUUUGAAUCA
Messenger RNA from Arachis duranensis, 2850 nucleotides. RefSeq names its product pentatricopeptide repeat-containing protein At1g03540. Gene Ontology annotation, molecular function: protein binding; RNA binding. The coding region runs from base 209 to 2122 and encodes 637 amino acids. Lineage: Eukaryota; Viridiplantae; Streptophyta; Magnoliopsida; Fabales; Fabaceae. The record is from RefSeq and is a predicted model, not a curated record. The transcript is spliced from 2 exons. Gene Ontology annotation, biological process: RNA modification.